AUUUCUUUUCCUCUCAGUCCAUGACAAGCUUCUAAACGUUGUAAAGUGAGAGCUUUGUUGUAUUUAUACUUCCACGGGGACUCUUGACCCUCUCCGUCUUGACCUUGAGCAUAAAUUCGAACAAAUCCAUAGACCCAUGCCAAUUCUUACCAUACCGGGGUCGUGAUUCUAUCUACCUGGUUGAUUCAAUCCAAUAAGAGUCUUCUAUAGAAGAACUUGACUACUGUCUUCCAUGACGCUCUACAGGAAUAUCUUUGAUCGGUUGGAGGGGAUCAAACAUGGCCAGCGCAACGAAACAUGGGAAGACUAUUCGCUCGAUUACAUCAUGUACUGAAUGCCGGCGACGGAAGCAAAAGUGCAGCCGUGAAUGGCCUUGCGACCAAUGCCAAGCAAGGAGGUUAUCCCAUCUUUGUAAAUUUGCAUCAAGAGGAAAAUCAAAGACAACGAGGCGGCUAUCAAUUGACUCAAGAGUGUCAGACACCGUCGAAAUGAACAAUGUAGAUGUGAAACAAGUCCCUAAGAGUGACACCAUCAUUUCUGUGACAAAGAGUCAGGAUCUCCGGGCCUUAGGGUACCUUUCAGAUAGCUUGAGUGCCCUAAAAGAAAGCACCAGUAAUGCUGAUUCCCAUGUCAUCUCGCAGACACCACAUGGAAUUACAUCCGCCGAGAUGGAGGAUGCCCUACGGCUUAUCCCUCCGAAACCUUACACAGAUAUACUUGUGCAGCAUUUUCUGAAUGAGACGAACUACCAGUACUACAGUAUAUACCCCCCAACAUUCUCCCAUGAUUACUCUACAUGGUGGCUGGGCAAGGUAAAGGGGCAGCCACUGACUGUUGAGUUUACAUGUCUUCUGUUGCGUGUCUGUGCAUGUUCUGCUCUUGUCCUCUUUCCAGAGGAGCGACAGAAACUAGAAUCCGAACUAGGAGAACAUAUCGAAAGCCUUUCGGAGCGUUACCACCAUGCUGCUAGGCGACUAAGCAGUACUAUCUCUCCAGGAAGAGGGGGCCUGAUACAGGUGCAGCAACUAUUCCUUACGGCCUGUUGGUUCAAGACCGAGGCACUGUUCGUCGAGUCGUGGCAUGCUCUUAGCUCUGCCAUCCACGAAGGUCAGGAAUUAGGCUUGCACAGAAAUUCUGCAAAAGUAGCUAUCACUGAGUUCGAGCACGAGAUGAGGAGGCGCAUGUGGUGCAUAUUGUGCGCCUGGGACUGGCAAAUGUCGCACCUGUUGUCUCGUCCCGUCAUUAUCAAUAACAAUAACCCUGUUGAGCCUCCCAAUCUCCGGCUGGAAAGCCCCGACUCCCAAAUCGAACUGCCGUCCCCGAUGACACAUAUGGCCUUACAGUGCCAGUUGGGCCAAAUGAUAUCAACAAUACCCGGCAUGAUGGAUGAAAGCCUGUCACCCAUGCAAUCUGUGCCUGUUCAAGAAGUAGUUGAGGAGUGGUUUGCUUCGUUACCGUCUGCCUUCCGGCUCAUGGACCCUGACGCUCGCUGGGAUAACACCCACAAAUUCGUGCCUAUGCAACGUCAUCAGCUGCAUGCUAUAGGCUAUAUGGUAAAGCUGAAGCCAUUAAAGCAAUGCCUAGUACAGAAUCUUGGCCAAGACACGCCCAGUGUCCAGAAAGGUCUCCAGUCAUCUGCCAUUGAUUACGCGCUCAAGCUGAUGGAUGCAUCUUAUCGAUUGCUGGCUUGUAUGCUGCCAAUGAACGCCAAAUUUCAUUUCGCACCUUUUUUGAUUUUUGAUACAGCCUCCUUGCUAUGCUCUGCUAUAAUUCACGAUCAUAGUCACUGUCUUCCUCAGCGAGAAACGAUUAUUCAAGCACUUGACGUAUCUGUCAACAUGCUAGACCUUGUGCGUACCACAAAAACGGGCGCUAUAUGCUACUCGAUCCUCACCAAGCUUAUUGACGGGCUUCCUAUAUCUUAUGUGGAAAGGAUGUCCAUUAAUUACAAACACUCUGAAGAGCUUGACGGAGAGCCUUGUACGACCUCGGAGAGUCAAUAUGGCUCGGCAUUGUUACGUGAUGAUGGCCUGUCUCUUACAAAUGGCACACACCUAAACAUAGCUGGUACGAGGAGUAGUGCGGUUCUGCCACUGCAGCUUGCAUCCUCCGAGGCAACGAACAGUGGAAUUGCUGAUGUAGCUAACAUAGACCUGGGAACCUUCAACCAGAUCUGGGAUUGGGGGAGCCUUGACCUUGACCUUUUUGACCCACAGCAGUCCUAAGGUUCUAGUCUUCCGAGACUCUUUAAAUGUACUUUAUCUAUACACCUAUGAGAACCGGGGCUGCUACAGUUAUGUAUACAACUGAUAAAGACUUGUAAAAUUACGCAUUGAGGAAUACCCGAUGAAGCCUUUGGAAACGCUGCCAGCUUAAUAAGGCUACGGUUCUUAGGGCAAGGCUAGUCCCGAAGUGGUUAGUAUCAUCCACACCCACAAGCGGAGACGCGAUUUUCUUUGCGGCGGGCGGC
Molecule: messenger RNA, 2470 nt
Organism: Aspergillus caelatus
Lineage: Eukaryota; Fungi; Ascomycota; Eurotiomycetes; Eurotiales; Aspergillaceae
Exons: 8
Coding region: 279-2225 (648 amino acids)
Biological process (GO): regulation of DNA-templated transcription; DNA-templated transcription
Cellular component (GO): nucleus
Molecular function (GO): DNA binding; zinc ion binding; DNA-binding transcription factor activity, RNA polymerase II-specific
Source: RefSeq, a predicted model, not a curated record